Molecule: messenger RNA, 3897 nt
Organism: Cotesia congregata
Lineage: Eukaryota; Metazoa; Arthropoda; Insecta; Hymenoptera; Braconidae
Source: the annotation of a GenBank genome assembly
AUGUCAGACGACGAUAUAGCUAUGGAUUCCAUAGAUACUGAUGAAGAUAUUUUUAGUUCUCACAAUUCUACUCUUCGUAAUAAUGUACGAAGAUCUAAAAAUGCUCGUACAUUGCGAUCACAUUCUAGUAAUAACUCUCUUAUCACCAGAAAUAAUUUAAGUGUCCGAAGAAGUACUCGAAAUAGAAUGCAAACUUAUGACAAUUUGAAUACUAGUUGGAUUUUAGGGACUCAAACUUUAAAAGGAUACCCAAUGUUUCAGCAACAUGUAUCUUCAUCAGACAAAGAAAUGGCAGAAGAAUCACCUAGUAGGCCACGAGAUAUUCGAGAGCGUAUGCCUUUAAAAUCUAGAGAAAAUCAUCACCCUACAAAAAAUACACGACACAUUAGAAGUAGAGUAGAUCUUACUAAUAGAGAACUUCGAACCAGAGUCGAUAGAGAUCGAGAGAGAGAAAUUCGUAAAAAUACUGAUCAAGAUAUUGAUGAAAUAGAUCUUCGUCAACUAAAAGAUCGGCCAGAUCGAAAAUCUAAUGAUAAGGAUGUGAAAUAUAAAAGCGGAAACCGAAAUAAAAUAAUAGUUUCAGUUGAUAAUGAAAAAGAAUUAGAACCACAAAAAUCCGAUGGUCCUAUUAGAUCAAGGGAAGGUCCAAUAACUAGAUUAUGUGGUAUGUUGGAAAAAGAUGAAACAAACAAAGUUUCUUCAAAUAGUGUCAAUGAAGAUAGUUCUCAUGAAAGCGAUAAGCAAGUAGAAAAUGGAAACUCUGAUAAUGACAUUGGUUUUGAAGAUAUGUAUACCCGAAUUAAAAGAACGAGAAGAGCAUCCCAAAGACAAUUAGAGCGUAAUAAAAAAUUAUCAGAAGAGAGCGAUUUAAGUGAAUCAUCUGAUUCACCUGGACCCCGAAAGUACAGUCUUCGUAAAAAAAAACCAACCGUAGAUAGAUUUCAAGCAAAUGUCGAACCAGUUAGACGUUCUAUUAGAGCACUUAGAACAGUUCUCAGUAACUCCAUGAGACGACGUAAGCAUAGAAGCAAAAGUUCUAGUUCAAAUGAUUCUAGUGAUUCUGAACCGCAACGAUAUGAUAAAAAAAAGUGUAAAAAAGUAAGACAAAAUGCUUUACCACAAGGUUGUCCUACAGAUAAAAAAGCGGAUAUAAGCCCCAUUACGUUAGAUACUAAUAUUCGGUUUAGUGAUGUUGGUGGGUUAGAAUCACACGUUCAUUGUCUUAAAGAAAUGGUUGUAUUUCCUAUGAUGUAUUCAGAUGUCUUUGAUAGAUUUCAUAUUACACCGCCUAAAGGAGUUCUUUUUUACGGUCCACCGGGAACUGGAAAAACUCUUAUUGCUCGAGCUUUAGCAAAUGAAUUCAGUCAACAAGGAAAUAGAAAAGUCACGUUUUUUAUGCGAAAAGGUGCAGAUUGUUUAUCUAAAUGGGUUGGUGAAUCAGAAAGACAGCUUCGUCUUCUCUUUGAACAGGCUCAACAGAUGAAGCCAUCCAUAAUUUUUUUUGAUGAGAUUGAUGGUCUUGCACCUGUUAGAAGCACUAAACAAGACCAAAUUCAUGCAAGUAUUGUGUCGACAUUGCUUGCACUUAUGGAUGGUUUAAGUGAUCGAGGUGAAGUUGUCGUCAUAGGUGCGACUAAUCGUAUCGAUGCAAUCGAUCCGGCUUUAAGAAGACCUGGAAGAUUCGAUCGAGAAUUGUUUUUCCCUUUACCUGCAAUGAAAGAAAGGUUAGAAAUUUUAAAAAUUCAUGUUGGUCAAUGGAAAAAUCCACCUUCCGAUGGGCUACUGGAAUUAUUGGCAGAAAUGACAACAGGCUAUUGCGGGUCAGAUUUACGAGCUCUUUGUACAGAAGCAGUGUUACAAGGUCUAAGAAGAACCUAUCCUCAGAUUUAUUUGACUAGUAAUCGCCUACUUUUAGAUCCACAGCGAGUUGAAAUUAAACAGCAAGAUUUUAUUGAAGCGGCAUCAAUUUUAGUGCCAUCUACACACAGAAUUGCUCCGAGUAUUAGCAGAAAACUUCAAUCAUUUCUUAUUCCUCUUCUUGGUAAUGCUCUUGAAGAUUUAAUUAAUGUUGUCAAAGUAAUUUUUCCACAAGGUAUUAACUCAACUCUGGCCAAAAUAAAACUUGCUAAAGGUUUACAUCAUCCAAGAAUGUUGGUCACCUGUGAUAGUAUGUCAUAUGGUCAAAGUCCUAAGUUAACUCAAGCUCUACUUUAUCGUAUGGAGCACGUUUUCGUUCAGCCCCUAGAUGUUAGUACUUUAUUUGCAGAAAGUGCAAAAACCCCAGAAGAAAUUUGUGUUCAAGUAUUUAAUGAAGCUUCUAGAAAAAUACCUUCAAUAAUUUAUAUCCAUUCCAUUGAUCAAUGGUGGCAACUAUUACCAGAAACUGUCAAAGCAGUUUUUAUGUGUCGUAUUACUACCCUAGAUCCAAGUCUCCCGAUUCUUAUCCUUGCAACAAGUGAUGUUCCAUAUUCCGAUUUAGUUCCUCAAAUAAAAAAUCUUUUCAGUCGAUCUCGCGGAGAAGUUUAUACAAUUAAAAAUCCUACUGUUGAACAAAGAUCGGAAUUUUUUAAACCAAUAUUUACAGAAAAAUGUGUUCAGCCACCUAUUUUGAUUGAUAAUAAGGUUCAAAAACUUGAAGAAUUACCUCUAGCACCUGAACCCGAACCAAAGAAGUUGACUGAAGGCGAGAAAAAAAUCUUAUACGAAAAAGAGGAAGUUUCUUUACGAGAAUUAAGAAUCUUUCUUAGGGAAAUUUGUGCUAAAUUGGCACGAAAUAGACAAUUUUUCAUGUUUACGAAACCAGUGGAUAUAGAAGAGGUACCAGAUUAUAAUGCUAUCAUAAAACAACCAAUGGAUUUAGAGACUAUGAUGACGAAAAUCGACAUGCAUUGCUAUUUAUGCGCCCGUGAUUUUCUUGAUGACAUUGAUUUGAUUUGCAAGAACGCGCUUGAAUAUAAUCCUGAUAGAGAUCCAGCUGAUAAACUUAUUCGUCAUCGAGCGUGUUCAUUACGAGAUCAUGCAUACGCUCUUAUAAAAGCUGAACUAGAUUCUGACUUUGAAGAUAAAUGUAGAGAAAUAUCAAAAAGUCGAAUGGUACCAAAAAUUGCAGAUGAUGAGUCGGUAAAAAAUGAAAGCUUUAUUAUAAAUGAAAAAAAUGUUAAAAAAGAAAUGUUGAGCCCGAGUGGAUCAGUGGUGAUUAAUGGUCGAAAAGUAAGCUCUAGAAAACGAAAAAUUCCAGCUUGGGCGCGGGGAUACGUUAAAAAAGUUACAAAAAAGAAAAAAAUUAUGUUUGAUGAUAAUCCUGCAGAGUCAAAUGAAAAGCCUUGUUCAGUAUCAUCUAAUAAUGGAAUUCGAAACGUCGAUUUAGAAAAAUUCCAAGAGUUUGUAGCCAAUCGAGUAUUGAAUGGCGACACGACAUUAUACGAUAACACAGAAUCUGAAAAUGAUUCAUUAAAUGAGACUAUAAGAGAAGUAAAAAAUAAUGCGAAUUGUGAAGUUACGAUAGAACAAUCAUCAGUUGAUGUAGAAGUAUCCCCUGUAAAUGAACAAGUAUCAAUAGAAAAUGGCGAACCAAACGUAGUUUCUUCAAAUGAAAAAUUAGGAAAUGCUAGUUUAACGGUCGACUGUGAUCAUGAACAAUCCAAACUAAAAGAAAUGGAUGUCGUAAUGAUUGACAAAGCUAAACUUGAAAGUAUGUGGAAAUAUACCGUGGAUGUAACUAGUAAACUUUCUAUAGAAGAGCUUUGCGACAUUUACGUACAAUUUAGUAGAUGUGUUAGUACGUAUGAUCACACAUAUGAUCGAAAAUCACUGCCAAAGGAUUUGCUCAGGAAUUUACAACAGUUCAAAAAUAUUUCAAAUAAAACAGCUGACUUUACAAUGGAUGUCGAUAUUUAA